AUGGAGAUGCUGAGGUCAUCUGAUCAAUCUCAGUUCGUGUCCUAUGACGCUUCUUCCACCUCCGCCUCUUCUCCUUAUCUCCUCGAUAAUUUCUAUGGUUGGACGAAUCAAAAGCCUCAAGAAGAAGAUAUAUCAGCUUCAAUGGCGGAUUCAACAAUCUUAUCAACAUUUGUAGACCAACAAACUCAAUCUCAUAAUCACAUCCCAAAACUCGAAGAUUUUCUCGGUGACUUUCGUUAUUCAGACAACAGUCAAACCGAUACACAAGACUCUUCUUCCCUCACUCAUCAUAUCUACGGUCACCAAAACCAAACCGGGUUUUACUCUGAUCAUAACCACGAUUUCAAAUCCAUGACCGGUUUUCAAACCGCUUUUUCCACAAACUCCGGUUCUGAAGUUGAUGACUCAGGUUCUAUCGGUCGGGCAGCUCAUAUAGCGGGAGAGUAUUUGGGACACGUGGUGGAGUCUUCUGGUCACGGGGGAGCUUUGUCACUUGCGGUUAACGUUAACAACAGUAAUAAUCAUAGGACUAGUAAUGAUGAUAAUCAGAUCACUGAGCAUCAUUACAGAGUUAAUAACAACAAUAAUAAUAACGAGAAGACAAAGACGGAUUGUGAGAAGGAGAAGAGUGUUGUGGCUGUGGAAACAUCAGAUUGUUCUAACAAGAAGGUUGCUGAUACGUUUGGACAAAGGACUUCCAUUUACAGAGGAGUUACUAGACAUAGAUGGACGGGAAGAUAUGAAGCUCAUCUAUGGGAUAAUAGCUGUAGAAGAGAAGGUCAAGCCAGGAAAGGACGUCAAGUAUACUUGGGUGGAUAUGACAAAGAAGAUAAGGCAGCUCGAGCUUACGAUCUAGCAGCUCUUAAGUACUGGAAUGCUGCUGCUACCACCAAUUUUCCUAUUACUAUUUACUCAAAAGAAUUAGAGGAAAUGAAGCACAUGACCAAACAAGAGUUCAUUGCUUCCCUUAGGAGGAAGAGUAGUGGAUUCUCUAGAGGAGCUUCCAUGUACCGAGGUGUAACAAGGCAUCAUCAACAAGGACGUUGGCAAGCAAGGAUUGGCCGUGUUGCUGGAAACAAAGAUCUUUACCUCGGAACCUUUGCAACGGAAGAGGAAGCAGCUGAGGCAUACGACAUAGCAGCGAUCAAAUUCAGAGGAAUCAACGCUGUAACAAACUUUGAGAUGAACCGUUACGACGUUGAAGCCAUCAUGAAGAGUUCACUUCCCAUUGGUAGUGCAGCAAAACGUCUUAAACUCUCUUUAGAAUCUGAGCAGAAACCUAUCAUCGGUCAUCAUCAACUCCACCAUUUUCAGCAACAACAACAGCUUCAGAUUCAGUCUUCUCCUAAUGACAGUAACAUUAACUUCUCAGCUGUUCAGUCUCAGAUGAUUCCAUGUGGAAUCCCUUUUGAAGCAGCUUCUCUUUACCACCAUCAACAGCAACAACAACAACAGCAACAAAACUUUUUCCAGCAUUUUCCGGUGAAUGCAGCUUCUGAUUCAACGGACUCUGAUAAUAACUCCAACGUUCAAGGGUCAAUGGGACUUUUGGCGCCAAAUGCAGCUGAGUUCUUCCUCUGGCCUAAUCAGUCUUACUAGAGUCUUAUUUUGGGGUUUAAGUUCUUAAUCUUGUUUAAGGGGUACGGUUUCACAACUUCUUGACUAUGGCUAACCCAUAAACCUGACUAGAAGGAUAUGGAAAUCUCACUUGAGUCUGUCUUUCUUUUGGUUUCAUUAAAUGUUGUUUUAGGCAGGAGUAGAUUGGGGGUGAAAAGGGGAAGAACUGAAAAGAGUUGGGGUUACUAUUGUAUCAAAUUAUAAACUCGGUGGUGACAACGGUUGGUUUUGGGAAUUAGGAGUGGUUUCUUUAUCAAUUUAUGAAAUAUUUAUUUUGAAAAAGUUGUAUAAUAUAUGAUGAGACCAGUGUUAC
This is a messenger RNA of Eruca vesicaria subsp. sativa (arugula), 1930 nucleotides long. Lineage: Eukaryota; Viridiplantae; Streptophyta; Magnoliopsida; Brassicales; Brassicaceae. The record is from the annotation of a GenBank genome assembly.